Scatophagus argus is the source of this 3099-nucleotide messenger RNA. RefSeq names its product male-enhanced antigen 1 (gene mea1). The record is from RefSeq and is a predicted model, not a curated record. NCBI's taxonomy places the organism in Eukaryota, Metazoa, Chordata, Actinopteri, Scatophagidae. Gene Ontology annotation, biological process: spermatogenesis. Bases 321 to 1028 code for a protein of 235 amino acids. The transcript is spliced from 3 exons.
CUGGACAUGAAACGGUGGGGAGGAAAAGAAGAAGAAGAAGAGUUUAAUAAGCGGAUAAAAACGAGCCAGUCAGGAAUACUCAGCAGUCGGCUUCAUUAGCUGUUAGCCGCUCCAGGUGUUUUGUGUCAUCCUCAUCAUCUACCUGACCGUCAGGUUCAUCAGAGAGGGUGCAGAACCGAUAACCUGCAGACUGUGUGGCUUCGUGUCAGUCUGUCUCUCUUUAGCUUUACGGAGGAACGUCCUCCAUGUUUUAGUUCCUUACAGCAAACAUGAAGGCUUUUCCUCCUCAGCUGACACACACCUUCCUGUCCUCUUAAUGAAUGUCUGUCUCUCUACCCUGUCUGUCUCUCCUUCCCACCUCUGUCCUGUCUUUCUGUCAGUGUUGUCUGUGGAUGGAAGUGUGGAGCUCAGCGAUGGGACCGGAGAGAGUCUUACCAAACUCUGAGGACGAGCUGGGGGAGGACGAAGGGCCAACUGAUGGAGCUCUGCUGCCGACGUGGAGUGGAGGAGAGGGCGGUGGUGAGGAGGAGGAGGGGGGAGAGAUGGAGCUGGAUGGAGAGGAGGAGGAGGAGGAGGAGGAGGAGAACGAGAACAGUGGAGGAUAUUUUUACCAGCCUCUGAACCAGGAGCCUGACGGUGUGAACAGCAGCGAACAGCUGGGGGAGGAGGGGGAGGAGCACGGAGAGGACGCCUCCUCCCACACAGAGCAGCUGCAGCAGGUGCAGCACAGGAUAGAGGUGAUGGGUCUUCACCUCCCUGAAGCUCCUCCUCCAGACAGCGAUGAGGAAGAGGACCCUGAGGGUGCGGCGGCCCUGAGGAGCCGAGCCUCCAUCCCAAUGGACGCAGACCACGUGGAGCUGGUGAAGAGGACGAUGGCUGCCGUUGCGUUGCCGUCUCUUUGCGUGCCGUCAUGGGCCAGAGAGAUCUCAGACGACCAGUGGAAGGACAUGGUCCAGAACACUCUGCAGAGCCGACAGAGCGCCGCCGCCCUGCGCCUCGCACGCAGGAACAACAUCAGUGGACCCUGAACACAUCACAAACACUUCAGGGACCGAGAAUAGCAGGUUGAAGAUGACUUUGUAAAUAUCCAGUGAACACCUGAGUCAUAAGGAGCCAGUGAAUCACAACAUCUGUUUUAUUUGUUACAGUAUAAAGAAAUACACUUUAAGUCAUACUUGAAGAUCUUCAGUUUACCAAAUAUCAGGAUCAACUUUAAAAACCACAACAGUCAGACUCAAGCUGUUACCUGUAGAGUCGGAGCGCUGGAGGUUUUCUGAUUCAGCUCAUUGUUUAAAGGAUGUCCAGGUCCAGUCCUCACCAUCAGACCAGGACUGCAGCUGGAUCCUGGACUGCUAACAACAUUCAUUGUUACGGACAAGCAGAGAGACUAAAUCACGACAUGUAUUUAUGACUAUAAGAAUGAAAACAAGAGUAACAAGAGUUAACACGAGUUACACAAGUUAAAAGUUAACGUUUGCUAACAGUUGUAAGUGUUAGCUAACGUUAUUGAGAGCGAUAAUAAAAUUCAUACUUGAUGGUUCAGUAUCAGGAGCUAAUGUUAGCUGUUAGCAGGUGACUGACAUUAGCCCAAAAGUUAACAUAACAUCCCAAGCUAACGGUCACAGAUAAUAAUAGUAAAAAACAAAAAAUAAAACAAUAACAUUAAUAAGCUGAUUUAAAAAAAACAUUAAAUUAGGAUGUUUAAAAAUUUGUUACUAUAAACUGUCACAAGUUUGCUUACAAACAUCAGCUAAUACAGCAAGCCGAUGAUGGAUGAUAUUAAAUGAAACAAAGCAAACAACAUUAACUGAAACCUUCAAUACCAUCCACCCUCCACCUGUCAGCUGGCUGAGCUUGAUUAGAUAACCUGAGCGAGCUAACGUUAGCUGGGUGAGGUUGGCUAGCUAACCUGAGCGAGCUAACAUUAGCUCCAGUCGUUCGACGGUAGUGCUAGCUGUGCUACGUUCAUUUGUCCACAGCUGCGGUGGAAACAUUAUUAGCAGUAUUAUUUAUUGUCAUAAAUGAAUGUUGUGAUGUAAUGUUUCUGUCGUUAACCGUAACAUGAAUAGCUUGUCAAAAUGAAUCAUUAGCCUAACUGUUCAGAGCUUUUCCUGCUACGCUGAGUCAAAAUACUCACAGUGAGAGAAAUUUAGAUUUUCCACAAAGUGUCCAAUAUAUAAACUGCAUUUUCAGAUUUCUGGAAAUCAGUGUGGAUGAAUCAGAAGAGCAGCUGGACGUGGUUACACUUUGUUUUCUAAUCAGAUCACAGUCACUUUCUUAAUGUAACAGUGUUUUUCUUGCAAUUACCACAUUUUUUUCUUGUUAGUUUUAAAAGUUAAAAGCUUUUCUCCAAUGUGUGUGCAGAUUCAAAAGCACAAACUAAGUAUUUUUGGCCUUUUCAGAAAGUACAUUUAAAAGUUUUGAGACUUGGGAGUGUGGGAAAUAUGGCUAUCAGUCUGUUUGCAGAUGUUUUCUGUAAGCUAAACUGAUAAAAUUUGUGUACACCCGUAUUUUCACAUACUUAAAUGUUUUAACAGACUUUUGCACAGACUGGCUUUGGAACUAUUACCCCGUCAUUUUGUCAACUCUUGAUGUUUUUGGCCCUUAUGUGAUCCCAAACUCCACUCGUGUUUGCUUUCUGUUACUGCUGAUCUGUGCCAGAAGCCUUCUUUUCUUUGUUUCUUUGAGUAAUCACAUCAUUUGAAUGUCCUGACCUGAUCUGAACCUAAUGACAGGAAGUUAAAACAGCGAUUAGAUUAUUUUUAAGAUUUUCCUGCUCUUGUUCUGUACGACUGAAGAAAACUAAAAAGAUUUGACAUGAGCAUGUUCUGUUUCUCAGCGUUAAGUUAGGAUGAAGUCACAUUCCACCUUAAAGCCAUUUACUGAAAUGUUUAUCUUAUUUUUAAUGCUUUCUGUGUGAAUGAAUGAAUUAAUCAAUCACGAAUUCAUCUGUUGGCAUAAAACACAAACUCUGAUUGUCAAACAUGUCCACUUUAUUUCUUUUUUAUUUGGUUCUGUACAUACAUGAACAUCUGUACAAAAUCAGACUUUCAUACUAUGUAAUCCUCUAACUAAUUAAAGUACAACGUAUAUACAGGA